GGCACACGUUACUUGACCAAACUCGUAACGUCAUUGAAGAUUCUGAUGACGUCACAACUCUCGGAUUGACACUGUUGACAGUUAGGCGAUAAACAACAAAUGACAAAUGUCAGUUGACAGUUCGUAUCUUCUACAUGUGUAUGUAGUUAUCAAAAAUAUUUUCUAGUAUCAAAACUAUAAUUCCUACUACACACAGUGUGACCAGCCCUAGAUUUUUUGAAUUUCCCGCCAUAAUAUUGUGUAAUAUUUCAGUAGUCAGACUUUUUUUUUCGUUUCUAGUAGCUGUAAGCAUCACAAUAGUUAAUAUCCUGUAUGUGGCCUUAUACUGAUAAUAACGUGUAGUAUGCACCUGGCUUUAUACUUUUUGGUUGUUGUGUUUAUGGUAAUUUUAGUUUAAUAGAGAACUGUCAGAUUUUGGCGGAGUGCCGUCGACCAAUCUUAUGUAUGAUUUGAUCUUAUUUAGUUAAUACGGUGUAUCGAUGUAGUAAAAGAAAUAUUUACUGAGCAUUAAAUCAAUGGAUGAUAACAAAAUGAAUGACAAAUAUAUGCACUCUUAUAGCAAUAUAAUAUAUGUCGAUGAAAACAUACCAGGGCCUUUUGAGGACAGUGUUGAGUACAAUAAUAUCGUAUAUAAUUUAAAUUCACGGUUACUAAAUUACUGCAAAUGCGAUUCAAUUUGCACUAUAGAAACCUGCCAGUGUUUGAUAAAAUCAGGAGAUGCUAAUUAUGAAAUGGAAGGAUAUAGAUUAAACUUCCUCAAAAAUACUGGUAAUUUAUCUUAUCCAAUUAUAGAAUGCAACAGCUUAUGUACUUGCUCAGAGAGCUGUGGUAACCGUGUGGUUCAGAAAGGACCUAUUGAUUGUUUAGAAGUUAAAAUGUGUAGAAACAUAUCUAAGGGUAAAGGAAUUUUCACUACGCAGUUCAUUCCUAGAGGUACUUUUAUAUGUGAAUAUGCUGGUGAGAUUUUAACUCUUGAACAAGCUAAGAAGCGGCAUAAAUUAAAUGAGACACUCAAAAAAAUGAACUAUAUCUUUUGCCUAAAUGAAUAUUGUAAUGAAACACAAUUACAGAUGAUUGUAGAUCCAAGUGAGCUGGGCAAUAUUGGUCGGUACAUUAACCACAGCUGCGAUCCUAACUGCAUCAUUGUGCCUGUCAGAGUCGAUAAUCCUCUACCCAAAUUGGCUAUAUUCUCUCAAGAAGAUAUACAUUAUGGUUCUGAAAUAACAUAUAAUUAUGGCUCCAACAGUUUUGGUAAUUCGAAAGAAGUAGAAAAUAGGAAAAAAUGUUUAUGUAGCAGUAACAACUGCUUUGGCUUGAUGCCUUCUGACAAAUAUUAAUAUGUUUGUUGUGUUGAAAAUGAUGCUGUUGCAACCAUGCUGAUUGAAUGAGCAAUAUAUAGUGAAAACCAGGUUACCAAUGCUUUGAUGUAAUUAAUAAUUCUUAGAAAAUAAACGUUAUGUUGUGAUGUAUGCAGUAAA
Cydia pomonella (codling moth) is the source of this 1478-nucleotide messenger RNA. Its product is annotated as probable histone-lysine N-methyltransferase set-23. The transcript has a single exon. The record is from RefSeq and is a predicted model, not a curated record. Gene Ontology annotation, molecular function: protein binding; zinc ion binding; histone methyltransferase activity. Lineage: Eukaryota; Metazoa; Arthropoda; Insecta; Lepidoptera; Tortricidae. The coding region runs from base 516 to 1337 and encodes 273 amino acids. Gene Ontology annotation, cellular component: nucleus.